AUGAAGCUUCUCACAUUUAUUCUCUCUCUGCUUUCCGUUAUUUCCGUCGCCUUCACCGCGACUCCCAAUGCCGACAAGUUUGAAAAGUAUCAGUCACUUUCGCGCCUGGCACCCAUCCAACUCGAUGACUCUACUUACAACGAGAUAACUUCAACCCCUCGCGAUUAUUAUGCAGCGGUCAUCUUGACAGCUACAGACGCCCGCUUUGGGUGCGGCCUUUGUCGUGAAUUCCAACCAGACUUCGAUCUUAUUGCACGGAGCUGGAACAAGGGUUCGAAACCAGAUGGACUCAAGCUGCUCUUUGGUGCUCUCGAGUUUGACAAGGGCAAGGGAACUUUCCAAAAGUUGAUGCUUCAAACGGCCCCCGUCCUCCUCGUUUUCCCUCCUACCAUUGGACCCCAUGCUCGAGUUGACGAUAGCCCAUCACGAUUCGAUUUUAGCGGACCGGUAUCUGCCGACCAAGUCUAUGCCUGGAUUAAUCGCCAGCUACCUGACGGACCAAAACCGCCGCUUGUCCGCCCUAUUAACUACAUGAGGCUCGUUUCCGGGAUCACAAUUCUCAUGGGCGCAGUAACCUUAUUCACUGUGCUUUCUCCCUACAUGCUUCCGAUUGUCAGAAAUCGAAAUAUUUGGGCUGCGUUCAGUCUGAUUGCUAUUCUUCUAUUUACCAGCGGCCACAUGUUCAAUCAUAUUCGCAAAGUACCCUACGUUGCGGGUGACGGUAGAGGUGGCAUCAGCUAUUUUGCUGGUGGGUUUUCAAACCAGUUUGGAAUGGAAACACAAAUUAUUGCUGCAAUCUAUGCCAUCCUCUCGUUUUCCGCCAUAGCUUUGGCUAUGAAGGUUCCUCGAAUUGCGGACAAUAAGUCACAGCAGGUUGCUGCGGUCAUUUGGGGGGCUGUCCUAUUCGGCACGUACAGUUUCCUCCUUAACGUUUUCAAAGCUAAGAAUGGCGGCUACCCUUUCUUUCUUCCUCCGUUCUAG
This is a messenger RNA of Aspergillus ochraceoroseus IBT 24754, 981 nucleotides long. Its product is annotated as OST3/OST6 family protein. The record is from RefSeq and is a predicted model, not a curated record. The transcript is spliced from 4 exons. The coding region runs from base 1 to 981 and encodes 326 amino acids. Gene Ontology annotation, cellular component: oligosaccharyltransferase complex. NCBI's taxonomy places the organism in Eukaryota, Fungi, Ascomycota, Eurotiomycetes, Eurotiales, Aspergillaceae.